CUCUCCUAUGAAAUCUUGUCUAGCUAAAUUUAAUGGUCUCGCUGCUCCCUGCUCAAUUUUGGUGCCUGUGGUGUCUGGAGUCUGAAUUGGAAAUCAGAACCAGUUCCAUAAUUUUCAGUUUGUAAAAUUUCACUAAAUUUUACUGCAUGAGACAGCCUCUAUAAUUUUCAGCUCCAUAAUUUUCAGUUUGUAGAGCUGGAGGUCAGAUUCAGCUCCAUAAUUUAAUUGAAUUUUAUUGAGAGAAGUCAUAUACUCCCUCUCUCAGUUCUUCUGUUGCAUGGCCAUUCCUUAAAGAAACAUGACACAUCAAAAUUCAUAGGAACAUCCUCAAGCCCUUGUUCUUAUUCUUAUUCUGUAAUCUAAAUUACUCGUCGAGACCAUCGAGCAAGAGAGCAAGAGAGUUAGUCUGUAUUGCUGUUUUCAUUUGCUGAAUAGAGCUUAAACUCUGCACUUUCAUGGACUAAAGUUCAUUUUGGUUGAUGCUCUCUGCGUUGCUGUAUUCAGUAGGGCCACCGGCAAGCUGCUGCUAUUUCUGUUGAUCUGCUGCUGUUAUUUCAACUGAUAUGUUGUCCCUCUUGUCUCCAGAAUUGCCUGCUGUUGCUAUUGAUGUGUUGCUGCUGCUUCUUCAAUUCGUGGCGCUGCUGCUUCUUCAAUUCGUGGCGCUGCUGCUUCAAUUGCCAACUCUUCUUGCCGUACUGCUGGUGCUUCAAAUCAACAGAGGAGGCGAUGACAACAUUUAGUCCUGAUUUUCUGCCAGGAACAAGAACAGAGGCGGAGUACCAGAGGCGUCGGGGUCGGGGGCGGGUAAAAAAAGAAGGCUCAUUCUAGUUUCUACAACAGAUUAUGCUAGUGAAUUCAAACUAUGCUUUGUUUGAUUCAGAUUAUGCUAGUGAAUUCAGUUAGUUCACCUCACCUUCACUUCACCAAAUUUCUGACACAGGACACUGAAUGGAGUAUGAUUGACAGACACAAAACACUCCAACAGCAGCAGCAGAGGCAAUCAGCAGUCGAGGUGCUCGAGGGCAGAGGCAAUCAGCAGAAGCAAUCAGCAUUCGAGGGCAGAAGCAAUCACCAGAGGCAAUCAGCAGAAGCAAUCAGCAGAAGCAAUCGGCUGUGGCAUCAGCAGGUUUGCGUGGUCCUCUCUCCGCCGGGGAAGAUCCGCCUUGCCCUGCCUGCUGAAUUCUUCAAGAGGGGAGCGGCGACCGGGGUCGGUAGCGGCGGCUGGGGUUGCCGCGGGGGUGAGGAACCGGCGAGCAGGGCCAGGGACGCGAGCAGGGCCACGAGGAGGAGGCGCCCGUCGAGGUGGUCGCCUUGGAGGAGCAGCCUCGGCUGGGCGGCGGGGCAGCUCACCUCCGUGCGGACGGUCCACGUUCGCAGCGGCGGGGCAGCUCGCCUCCGUGCGGACGGCCCACGUUCGUAGCGGUUGAGCAACCGCAGGUGGGCUACGGCGCAGGUGGGCGUCGGCAGAGGUGGUCGCCCGCUCUUUCUACGGCGGCUGCCGGCGGUGGCUACGGCGGCCGCUUGGUCGAAGGAGGAAGAAGCAGAGGUGAGGGGGGAUUAGCACUAGAUUUAAAACCGAAAGGUUUUUUUUGUAAAAUUUGAAAUGAACUAAGCUCUGGACAACUUUUCCCGAACGGAGGAAGUACUUAUUUUGGAUCGGAGGUGUACAGUGUUUUCUUUCCUACAAACCUAUUGUUGCUGAUACAUUUGAGAAAUUGAUGGAGGCAAGUUUCCAUAAGAACAUAUACAUUUGCUUCAGGCAAAAUGAUGUUUUUGUCAUGUAUGAGCAGAAGUUGAAUAACCGAAAACCUAUGUGAAAGUAGCGGUGAGGAAGAUGCUGG
Triticum aestivum (bread wheat) is the source of this 1841-nucleotide messenger RNA. RefSeq lists its product as uncharacterized. The record is from RefSeq and is a predicted model, not a curated record. The transcript has 3 exons. Lineage: Eukaryota; Viridiplantae; Streptophyta; Magnoliopsida; Poales; Poaceae. Bases 863 to 1420 code for a protein of 185 amino acids.